AUAUAAUAUCCAUGUUCUACGUGACCUAUAGUCAUCCAUACUCAAACUAAUUCACUUCUUUCCUAGCUAAGGACCUAAACAUAUAUUGAAAUAAAAUAUAUCAAUGUAAUUAAUUUAAAAUUAUUUUAAAUUUUUGUUAUUUUAUAGCUUUUAGUUAGGUUUAAUCAUUCGAGAGUUCGUUGGGAAUCUCAAAUGUCAAAUUGACGACUCGUCCAAAGGCAUAUGGAGAUCGUGCUUGAAAGGAUGAAACAUGCAAGGAGCUAAACAACUUGGAGAAAUAGCGGAAGAAUGGGUGAAGCAGUGGCUAUAUGCGGUGUAGUGUUUGGGAAGCAGUGGAAGAUUGGGUGAAGCGGUGGUUGGAUGCGGUAUAGUGUUUUGGAAACACUGGAAGCUAUGCAUCUCAUGGAGGCAGUAGAAAUGAUGGCAGAAACAACGGAAGUAUGUGGAAGUUAAUGAAGGCAAUCGAUGAAGGAAUGAUGUGAAGUGCUUGAGGAGAUAUGGCUCUAGCUUAGGCGGUCAUCCAUCAAAGGAAGGAAGCUAGAGGGAGUUUGUGAUAAGCACAACAAGGUGACCUUUGAACAGAGAAGUCUGAACAUGAUUCAGCAACAAUUCUCUAUAUUCAUUUAAAAGUGUUUUACAAAUGAAGCAUAUACAACAGCAGCUGAUGAUCAACCGCAAACCAUGGAUCAAAGGCGAUGUAUUCAACACGUGGAGCAUGUUGUAGAUGAGUCUAGAAGGCCAGUUGGCGAGUUGGAGCGUGCUGCUUGCUAGAUGCUUCCCGCGGACGAAGAGUGGCAGGGGAUUAGGCUAAGCGUGGCCCAAUCCGGAAGUCAACAUCUUUAAGGCUCCAAUUGAGAUAUUUCUUCAAAGUGGGUGGCUUGGACAUUUCUUCUAGGUCCUCUUGAAUUAAGGGUCCGUGUUGAGUCACGAGGUAUCCAUCACGUAGUCAUUGAGUUGUGGGAACUUCUUUCGGUGGAAUCGUGAGUCGCGAGGUAUCCAUCACGUGGUCACUGGAGCUGAAUUGCAACGAAGACAACGUUUCAAAUUCCCGACAUGGUAGAAUCGGAGGAGAGAGCCACGCUGACGUGGCACAAAAUCCCGGACCUCAAAUCCUCCCGCAACGACAUCGUUACUCCGCUCCGAGAUGGCGUCGCCGUUCUCCGCCUCGCACCCGGCAGUGGCACACGCUGUAAUUUCGCGAGCGUGUCAGUGGCAGAAAGGAAAUUCGACAGGGAAUUCUCGCCGACUGUGGCUCAGCUGCUGCAGCACCCGCUCGCGGUGGGGGCAUUGGUGCCUAGAGACGCCGCUCUGUUCCUCGCUGGCGCUAUCGCCGGCGCCGCCGCGAAAUCGGUCACCGCCCCCCUCGACCGCAUCAAGCUUCUCAUGCAGACUCACGGCGUGCGAGUUGGACAAGAAAGUGUCAAGAGAGCGAUUGGUUUCAUUGAGGCUAUGACUGUAAUAGGGAAGGAAGAAGGCAUUAGAGGUUAUUGGAAGGGCAAUCUCCCCCAGGUGAUUCGAGUUAUACCUUACAGUGCUGUCCAGCUUUUUGCUUAUGAAAUUUACAAGAAAAUAUUCAAGGGAAAGGAUGGUGAGCUCUCUGUGGUGGGAAGACUUGCAGCAGGUGCUUUUGCUGGCAUGACAUCAACUUUUAUCACUUACCCGUUAGAUGUCCUAAGAUUACGAUUAGCUGUUGAACCUGGUUAUCGAACAAUGUCAGAGGUUGCCUUGAGCAUGCUAAGGGAGGAAGGAUUUGCAUCUUUUUACUAUGGUCUUGGGCCUUCUCUCAUUGGAAUUGCUCCAUAUAUUGCAGUGAAUUUCUGUGUUUUUGAUUUAUUAAAGAAGUCAUUGCCAGAGAAAUAUCAGAGGAGAACUGAAACUUCUUUACUCACUGCUGUUAUUUCAUCAUCUCUUGCCACACUCACAUGCUAUCCUUUGGACACAGUGCGAAGACAAAUGCAAUUGAAGGGUACUCCUUAUAAGACUGUAUUAGAUGCCAUUUCAGGUAUUGUGGAAAGGGAUGGAGUUAUUGGCUUGUAUCGGGGAUUUGUGCCAAAUGCUUUGAAAAACCUACCAAAUAGCAGCAUCAGGCUUACUACAUAUGACAUUGUCAAACGCCUAAUUGCAGCCAGUGAGAAAGAAUUUCAAACAAUUACCGAGGAAAACCGCAACAAAAAGAAACCUCAAUAGUCAAUGACAAUGAUUCAUAUUGUUGACCCAUUCUUUUCUCAGUUCACAUUCUCUGCUUGUUUUUUAGUGUUUUUCUGCUAGGUUUUAAAAGUACACUAUUGAUAUA
This is a messenger RNA of Vigna angularis (adzuki bean), 2293 nucleotides long. RefSeq names its product probable envelope ADP,ATP carrier protein, chloroplastic. The record is from RefSeq and is a predicted model, not a curated record. Gene Ontology annotation, biological process: transmembrane transport. Gene Ontology annotation, molecular function: ATP transmembrane transporter activity. Lineage: Eukaryota; Viridiplantae; Streptophyta; Magnoliopsida; Fabales; Fabaceae. The transcript has 12 exons. The coding region runs from base 1054 to 2187 and encodes 377 amino acids. Gene Ontology annotation, cellular component: thylakoid membrane.